GUUACCUGCCAGAACCGAGGAGCCUUUACCGCGAGGAUAUCAAAACAGCAAUGCGAUGAACACAAGGAUUACUUUGGAUCCGUGGUGGGAGCACUGAAGAUAAUACGAAGGAUCAGACCGCUGGCAUAGGUUACAUAUGGUACCAGGUGCGUGUGUGGAAUGUGUGCAGAAUGAGCAGCACAUUUGUUACAUUAGCUGAAGUACUGGAGGCACGAGGGGGGCCUCUGCUGGAGGAAGAGGUCUGGUCCCUGCUGCUGGGCACUGCAGAGUCUUUAGUGGAUGUCUCUUAUAAAGGUCAAAACAAUAUGUGCAAUAUCAUAAGCCCCACCUCUUUGCUGCUGUCAGCCACUGGUACCUUAGCGUUUAAGAACUGUGGCCUAUCAGAUGAGGUAUCCACCUUCGCUGCUCCAGAGAUGCUGCAGGGCCGUGCCAGCUCAACCAAACCUGCCACAGAGAGGAUGCUGGUGUAUUCACUGGGUAUGACUCUCUACUGGUCAGUUGAUUUUCACCUACCUCAAAAUCAGCCAGUCCAGUUGAGUGACCACCUAAACAGCCUCCUCCUCAGCAUGUGUGAGGACCUGGCCCACCGCAGGGUGAAUCUCAACUCCGUCCUGGAAGCCUGCGAAUAUCAGCACAAAGCCUCCAUCCUGCUGCCCCCCGCCAAAGUCAUCAGACAGCUGGUGGAGGAGGUUUUUCAUGAAUCAAUGGACCAUGGCUCUCUGCCAGACACCAAUGUCCCUCUGAGUGGCAGGAGCCAGAUGAUCAGAGAGAGACUUCACGGAAAGAGAGGGCCAUUUUCAGACUUCAGCGACGGAAGCGCCGAAGGGAGGAGAUACUCAACGGACUCUGAUUCCAAGUCAGGGAGUUUACCUCAAAGACCCUGGAGACAAAGACAGAGAAGCUCUCCCACACCGUUGUACCAAUCAUCUUUAGACAGACUCCCCCGCGGGGUUCGUCACAGGGACAGCACCUGCAGUUGUCUCGGGAGGAGCCCCCACCAUGACAUCUCUCCCAAGACAUCAGGCAGAUCUCACAGUCCUUCCAUCACAUUCAGCGAGUCCUCGCUCAGCCUGAGCCAGAGGAAAGCAAAGGCAUUGGGUCCAGAGUUCGUCAGAAUGCCAGAUGAACAACAAAUUCUUCUCGAGCUCCCAGGAUCCAUUGUGUCCAGAAAGGGCCGUUCAUGUUCGUCUCAGAGAGAGGUGACUGUGGUGCUGCCUAACGGACAGUGCGUGGUGGUCCGCUGUGACAUUAAGUCCAAAGCGAGAGAUGUGUUUGACAUGGUGGUGGCUCACGCAAACUUGGUGGAACACUUUUACUUUGGUCUUGCCUUUAUAGAUGAUGAUGAAUACUUCUUUUUGGAUCACGAAACAAAAAUCUCCAAAGUCGCGCCUGACAGCUGGAAAAAAGGGCAGAUAUCUUCCUUUUUGGUGUUUCUUCGAGUCAAAUUUUUUGUUGACGAUAUCUCCUUCAUUCUGCACAAACUGACUCGUCACCAGUACUAUUUACAGCUGCGUAAGGAUAUCUUGGAGGACAGGCUGUAUUGUAAUGAGGAGACGGGCUUGUUCCUGGCUGCUCUUGCUCUGCAGGCUGAGUUUGGUGACUACAUGCCAGAGUUGUAUGGUAAGAAUUAUUACCAGCCGGAGCAUUAUGUGUCCAAGAGGAUGCUGGAGAAGCUUGCCCUGCCCAGUGUCAAGGAAGAGCUGCCAAGACUACAUGCAAAUCAUUCCCAGAUGCUGCCAGAAGAGGCAGAAACAGAGUAUCUAAAGAUUGUCCAACAGCUCCCAGAGUAUGGCGUCAUGUUCCACCGUGUGGGGAGAGAGAAAAGGCCGGUGGUGGGAGAGUUGGUUUUGGGAGUCUGUGCCAAAGGAAUCAUCGUGUAUGAGAUGAAGAACCACCUCCGAGCUGUCACCAGACGCUUCCUCUGGAGGGAAACUGACUCCAUAUCCACAGGGCGACGUAAACUGAUUAUAGAGUGUGGCGGGCCCAGUGGGAAAAAGCACGGCUUUGUAACUGAGAGCUCCAAAAUAGCACAGUACCUCCUGAACCUCUGCUCAGCACAGCACAAGUUUCAUAGCGAGAUGACGUCAAGACAGCUUAACCACACAAUGAUACCAGAUGAGAACAUGGAGAAGUACAUGUCUGUCUACCGGGCUCGUAACCUGAACCUGAAGCGUAUUUCCUGCUCAGAGGGCAUGUUGAACCACGUCGGUCUGGCACCCGGUCAGCCGGACUCCAUGUCCAAGUCGUGCGACGACCUGACGGCCAAGCUGGAGGCUCGUCUCCGGCAGCAGAGAGAGCUGAGGAGGGAGAUGAGCAGAGAGCUGAACAAGGAGCUGCCUGAAACAGGAGACCUCAGGGAUGGGAAGGAGCAGCAGUGCUGGAGCACUCCAGAGCCAAUUCCCAGAAUGAUGUCCAGCGUCUCACUACAGAAGCAGGACUCUGACACUUCAUCCUCCAUACGAGUUGACACGCCGACUCGAACCCCACCAGAGAGAGAGAUAGUCUGCGUGAACCUGAAGAAAGAUCCCAAACUGGGCUUCGGCUUUGUAAUAGUAGGAGAGGACAAUACAGGUAAACUUGACCUUGGGAUCUUCAUUGCUUCCAUUGUUCCCGACGGGCCUGCGGACAAAGAUGGACGAAUCAAACCCGGUGGGCGUCUCAUCUCCUUAAACAAGACCAGUUUGGAAGGAGUGACAUUCAGCGACGCUGCUGCCAUCUUACAGAACAGCCCCGAUGAGGUGGAGCUCAUCGUGUCUCAGCCGAAACAUUCUUUGAAAGACAGAAAUAGUUCCUUGAGCCAAAGUACUCUCGGUUUGGCGUUGGAGAGGAGCUUCGGGUCCCAGACCACCCUGUCUGGCACAGAGUUCCGUCCCGCCGUGGAGGAACUGGAGGAGGCCAUCACGCUGUCCAGCAUGGCGACCCCGAAACAGAGCAGGAGGCUUCACAUUCCUGUUGUGCGAAUACAUGACACCCAGGACAUGUGUUCGAGGUCACCCUCCGUCUUAAGCCUCAGAUCGUCGGAGCGGUUCACGGUGGAGCUGAGGAAAAGCCACGGCAGCCUUGGCAUCAGUGUUGCUGGAGGAAUGAACACUAAUGUGCGACAUGGAGGAGUUUACAUCAAGAGCCUGGUGAUGGGAGGCGCUGCCGACGAGGACGGGCGCAUUCAAAUUGGUGACAGACUGCUGGAGGUUGACGGGUCCAACCUGAGGGGCGUGACUCACCAGCAAGCUGUUGAGUGCCUGAAGAGGACUGGGGAGGUGGUAAGCCUGCUGCUGGAAAGGGAGCCCACAGUAAUACUGGAGCCUAGGUUUGACUCACCCUGCCCUCCCCUGGUCUACAGUCCAUCACACAUCGCACCCCCCAGGACUGAAGUCUCCAUGGAAACAACCUUGAGUGGUCGAGCCAAGGACUACAGCUUUGUGACGGAUGAAAACACGCAUGAAGUGUUACUUAAGAAGAGUUUGUCUGGCCUCGGCUUCAGCUUCUACAUCUCACAGCUGCGCACUGGGCCAGACCGCGGCAGUGUGGUGCGCAUCAAGCGUCUGUUCCCAGGUCAGCCCGCGAUGGAAAGUGGCUUGCUGCGUGAGGGGGACAUCAUUUUGUCUGUCAACAAAGAGCGCGUCAAGGAUCUCUCUUACCAGAGGGUUUUGUUUCUGCUACGUGGUGCUCCAUCUGAAGUCCGUCUGUUGAUCUGCAGACCUGGUGCUGGAGUGCUGCAUGAUGUAGAUGAUAACACGCUGAGUCCUGCAUCCUCCCGGGAGGUUCGAUCCCGGUCUCUGGACAUCCGACUCGGCGAGGACUACACCAAGUUCCUUAAGGACGAGUAUGACGCCAAUGUGUCCAAACAGAAGCAGCCUCUCUCCCAGGACAAAGAUCUGAACAACAGACCAGAGAAAACCCCAGAACCUCCUGCAGCUCCGCCACUCCCAGAGAGCCAGGAAAGUCAGAAGCGUGAAGCGCAGGCCGACCAGACUCCUCCGUCUCCUCCUCGCUCACCCCCAACUUCCCCUGCGUCUCCUCCUUCGCCGGUCUCACCAGCCUCGCCCGCCUCACCAGCAUCGCCCACCUCACCCCUGCCUUCCCCUCCACCAGCGCCACAAGCAGCUGCUGAGAAACCAGGGGAGGGUAAGGAAGUAGAGACAAAAAGGAAGAGCAAGGGCGAGAGGGAGGAGAAGGGGGAGGCUGCAACGACAUCAAGCUCGACUGUGAUGCUUAUGGAUGUGUAUCCAAAGACUGCUACAAACUCUGUAUAUGCCAGUGGAUUCAGAGAGGAUGCAGAUGGCAGCGUGACCUACUGCCUCAUGGGAAAUGGACUGACAAUCGUAGCGGACGAGGAGUACCUGACCAUCAGCUCCACACUUGAGCCUGUGCACAGCCUUCCCACUGACAGCACCCCGGCGACCAACCUCGCUGCCUUCAGCUCGCAGACCUCCAACAUCUUUCAGAAUCCAAACCUCAGCUCUCUCGUCUCCACUGCCAGCGCCUCGUCCCUUGGCCUCUCAGCUGACACCCCGACCACUUGCUCCCUGGCGCACCCGUCUCAGCCACUCACAACGCAGCCGCCGAAAACCAAGCAUCACCUGAUCCAGGAGGGGCUCCUUCCGAGCCACUACAAAGCCAUGUCCAAGAACAGCCGGCCUUUGGUGCCCCCACCUCAGCCUCCUCCGCCGACCCCCAUCACGGCCCAGAUCCUCUCCUCCGUGUCUCCUCCGCCUGCCCUGACGCUGCCGAACACGGUGCUGCCGCCUCCUGCCCAGACACACACGCAGCCGAGAGCGGAACCAGAGAAGAGGGAAAGACAGUACGACGAUGAUUAUGAUGAAGACGAGGAUGAGGAGGAGGCAGAGAGUCGAAGAAAGGGGCUGGUUAAAGAGUUUGAGCUCACGGUGGUUCUGACCAAGUCCAGGAGCGGAAGCUUCGGGUUCACCAUCACCCGUAGCAAACUGGACAACUGCUACUACAUACAGGAAAUACUGGACAACCCGGCCAAGGCAGACGGGCGACUCCGAGCGGGAGACAGGCUCGUCACAGUAAAUGGGCAUGAUGUUACUAGUGUGGCAGAUGAUGUUGCCAUGACGAUUCUCAGGUCAUCUCCAAGAAGACUGAGCAUGACGCUGGGGAGGGCAGUCAGCAACCUGGUGGCUCCGCCUCCCUGUGACAGCCUGCCUGAUGUUGUUCUCUACAAAACUCCCUCUGGACAACUGGGCAUAAAGCUGACGGGUGGUAUUGGCAGCAAGUGGCAGGGCAUCUAUUGUCUGGCGGUGGUGCCAGGCUCCCCGGCCAGCGAGGAGGGCAGCGUGCAGCCCAAUGACAAGAUCCUCUACAUCUGUGGCAGGUGCACCCUUGGGAUGACUUUGGAGGAUGCGGUCAAAGCCUGCGAGAUCGCCCCUCGUAAAGUGAAGCUUAAAAUCCUCAGAGAAGACCAGCCAGUGACCCCCAAGGCCAAGUGGAACGGCCUGUUUGACUGGAAAAAGGACAGGAAGUUCUUUGCUCGGUUCGAAGAGCCAGUUUCCCCAGAGAAAGACUCUCCCACUGAAGAUGAAGCCGUGUGCAGGACUGCUGCGAAAUUCAGAUGUCUCUCCGUUGCCCAGGAACAGGAUAGUUGUGUCAUGCAAGUAGAGUUCACGAAACCAGACGGAGGAGGACUCGGCUUCGCUCUGAUUGGGGGAACAAACGGCAGCAUGCUACGGGUGAGGGAAAUCUGCUCCGGUGGAGUGGCCGAACAGGACGGCCGCUUGAGAGUGGGGGACAUUCUGUUGGAGGUGAACGGUGUGAUUGUGUCCGGGCUGAGCCACAGUAAGGUGGUGGAUAUCUUGCGUAAAGCAGAAGGCGCUGUUCAGCUCACCAUCUGCAGAGACAUCCUGACCUACUCCGAGUCACCCACGCCGCCAAACAUGUCCGCUCACACCGAAGCUAUUUUGGCCGAGCAGCCGGCUCCCGUGUCCAGCCCCGAUGGUUGUUCCUCACCUGACGUCCUGCUGAGCAGGCCGGUCGAGCGGCCUCCGGAGGCAACUUCAGACCCUGUGGUCAAUGACCCAGACAUUGUCCUAACGUCGCCACCUUCCCCGCCUCACCGCCUGUCCGUUGUAACAAUUGAGACUACAGUCAAAGAGGAGAGUUGUAACAGCACCCCUUCUCAUCAAGCUUGCUGCCCAUCCCUCAAUGUCACUGACAUGUUGCAUGGAGCUUCCGACAGGAAACAAAUUGUGACCAAGCUUUUGGACCAGUCCUGCAAAGACCGCCGGAAAACUCAGUCAGACGGCUGGAGCAGCGAAGAAGAUGACGACGUGUUCGACGCCACAAGUCAGGAAACGACCCCUCUCCAGACAGGCCCACCCAUAGUAUCAGAGGAGGAACUGGCCAGUCUAGCUCUCAUCACACCUGCUAAGGCCAGCCAGUAUUCAGGCUCCAGGGUUAAAGCUCUUAUCCAGAUUCUGCAACAUCAACUCGAUCAGCAGGAACUGGUCAAAGAGUUCAUGACUCUGGAGCAUCUGAAGCCCUCCGAUAACUGUCUGGUGGGAAAAGCCCCAGAGAACAGAGACAAGAACCGCUACAGAGAUAUCCUACCCUAUGACAAAACCCGUGUUGCCCUUGGAGAGAACCAGGACUACAUCAACGCCAGCUACAUCCGCAUGCAAGUAGGAGCUGAAGAGUUCUUCUACAUCUCCUGCCAGGGCCCUCUGCCCUCCACAGUCCAGGCCUUCUGGCAGAUGAUCUGGGAAAACAAAUCAGACCUCAUUUGCAUGAUGACCCAGGAAGUGGAACGGGGAAGGAUCAAGUGUCACAAAUAUUGGCCAGAGAAGCUGGACGUGCCUUUGGACAUUGGCAGGUACCAGCUUUACCUGGAGAACCAACAGUACCUCGAAUACUUCCACAUCAAGAUCAUCCGCAUGGUGGAGACAGAGACUAGCGAGACACACUUUGUUCAUCACCUGAAGUUCACACACUGGCCAGACCACGGCGUCCCGCAAUGCUCCGAGCAGCUGGUUCGCUUCAUUCGCUAUCUGAGGGCAGUUCACCACAGGGGUCCAGUCACUGUUCACUGCAGCGCUGGGAUCGGACGCACGGGAGUUCUCAUCUGCACUGACAUCAUCAUUAACCUCGUUGAGAAUGACUUGCCUAUUAACGUGAGCGACAUCGUAAAAGAGAUGAGACUUCAGCGACAUGGGAUGAUUCAGACCAAGGAACAGUACCUCUUCUGCUACAAAGUCUGGUUGGAAGUUUUGCAGGGGAUUUUACAGCUUCACGGCAACCAGUGGCAGCCAGAAAGUCCCAGGGACCACAAAGUGGUUUGAAUGUUUCCAUCUCCGGUUCACCUACCUGCGAAAGCACUGGCUGUCUAUGUUUGACCAUGUGCAGUCUAUCAACACCGGUUUUCCUUUGGCUGUUGUUAGUUUAGUUAGCUAUAAUAUGAAAUCUGUACAUCUCUGUUUUGCUACAACGACUUCAACUUUAAUUUAUUUGUCUGUGUAUGUGUUCUUGGUGCUGUGAUUUCUGUCAUUUUAACUUAGAUCACUGAGGUUGUUUUGCCUUUUCAGGUUUAGUGAUUUGCCUUCCAUCUCAAUCGUCUUUUUUUUAAAUUUGGUGUCACUAUUUGGUCUUAUUUUACUCCUUGUUCUCUAUGUUUUUUAAUUUGAAAGUUGAAUUUAUUUUUAACAGUCAUAUUGCAUGGAAUUCAAAAUCUGGUAUUAUUCAUAUUUCUUCUCUGGUAGCGACGUCAUCGAAGUGCACAAGUGUAAGAACAUCAUACCAAAGUUAGUAUCCGUUUGAAUCCUGGAUGAAUAGCUUUGUGAUUAAGCUUUGUGUUACCAUUUAAUUUAAGUGCAUUUGUACCCCGGAGAAAGGGGCAUUAGCAAAAGAACAUUAUUAGUUUUUCUGUUCAACAUCUAAGGGAAUGAAAAGAAUCAAGUGCCUUGGAAAGACACACUUGCUCCAUACUGACCCCAGGCCGCUUGUCACAAGCGGUCGGGGCCGGAGAUCAAGGAACUGAUUUGAGAGCACCUGACGGUGGUUAGAUUGAAUGUGCCGCUUUCAGUCUGUCUGUGAUCUGAGGUGAAUGUUUGGUUGAGCCAAACCAGAGGAGGAUUACAUCUCACCUUUUAGUUAGAUCAACUCUAAUGUGGAAAUAGUGUGAUGUUUGCACACCGCCUGUCAACCUUUUUUUGUUUGUGGGCUCAUUUUAUACAAAACACUGUCACAAGGAACGUUUUACUACGCAUAACCGCAUCUUAAUACAGACAAAGAAUGAUUCCACAUAACAAAUGCUUGGAUAAAUUCAUAAAUUUUCGAUUCAGUGUUUUACUGAAAUUUGGACACGGCGUCGUUUCAGUAUUUUCGUAAAAAUGCAAAACUGGUUUAAAUGUAAUUUAGAUAUUCUUUUCUGGGCUUUUGAUUUGUUCUGUGGCAACAUCCUCUAUCUGUAUUCCAUAGCUAAAUUUAUAUUUAAUAAAAACUCAGCCAAAAAUGCAAAAAAUAUGAUAAGGUUUACAAACUUUCCAUUUUGCCACUUUAGAAGUUGUGCAAAAGCGACAGAGCUACAUCUCCAAGUCACAGAUCAAAGAUGAUUUAUAGCUGCUGGUCUGAACCUCAACCUUUGGAUGUCACUGCUUGUAAGCUUUGUUCAUUUAGCUGCUAACAGACAAACACACACCAGCUCUCGUAUUGCAUGCAGACUCUUAAAGUACAGAAGUCUUAGCCUGGAGUUUGACUGAAUGACUUGAACAUGAUUAAAAUGUGGAAUGUAACAAAGCAAUACUCUCCGACGAGGAGAGGGGAUCAGAAUGUCAAUCUCUUACCCAGUAACAUCUUCCAAUCAGUUUGGAGCAUGUCGGUAAGAUAUAUGCAGUACUGUACCUUUGCCAUGUCGAUGGCUAUGCAGAGCCAUCAGCCUCUGUACUGUGUAUGCAACAUCUUUUCAAUCAGUGCUAGUCGGUUGGUUUCCAGCGAACGCUAACACACUGUUAUGUGCAAGUUCGCGUUCUCUUUGAGAUCCUGUUGAUAUGUUUUCUUCCUCAGAUCUUGAGAAAAACGAAAGAACAAUCAAAAGCACAUUUUGCAUUCAUCUGUGAAAAUGCAUCUUGUACAGUCAAGCAAGUGCUUAUGCAACAGCAUUGUGAAAUGUAAUAACCCUUAAUUGCACAGCUGCUUAUUUAUGCUGAAUUAAUAUCUUGUCACUGUACCAGCCACUAUAUAACCAAUAACUGAGAACAAUAUAAUACCUCUCUCUUUAAUUAAAACCUAUUCUGAAA
Molecule: messenger RNA, 9248 nt
Organism: Mugil cephalus (flathead mullet)
Lineage: Eukaryota; Metazoa; Chordata; Actinopteri; Mugiliformes; Mugilidae
Gene: ptpn20
Product: protein tyrosine phosphatase non-receptor type 20
Exons: 47
Coding region: 171-7295 (2374 amino acids)
Biological process (GO): protein dephosphorylation
Cellular component (GO): cytoskeleton
Molecular function (GO): protein tyrosine phosphatase activity; protein binding
Source: RefSeq, a predicted model, not a curated record